AUGCAACGCGAAAUUAUUGAAAAACAGCGUGUCGUGAUACAGUUUCUCCAGAGUUUAGAUGUUUCACCGUCGAAAACAUUGAUACAGUUGAAGAAAUCGUUUGGAGACCAAACUUUGAGUCGCACAGCUGUUUUUGAGUGGCACAGACGCUUUAAUGAGGGGCGCGAGUCAACAUCCGACGACGAGAGAUGUGGGAGGCCGGCACUUGUGGCGAAAAAGCGCGAAAUGGUAAAGUCCAUGCUUGAUAGGGACCGACGAGUGUCUACACGGGAAGUGGCCGAGGAAUGUGACAUUGGGGUAGCAACAGCGUAUAAGUUAAUUACUGAAGAGUUUGAGAUGACAAAGGUGUGCGGACGUUGGCUACCAAGGCUGUUGGAUGACAAUCAGAUGAAGGAUAGGGUGAAUAAAUCAUUGAACUUUUUGAGGUCCUAUCGACGUGAAGGGGACAUAUUUCUUCAAAGAAUAAUCACAACGGAUGAAACGUGGUUUCAGGGCAAUGCCCCAGCGCACAGGGCCCGGUACACAGAGUUGGAGCUGGAUGUUCUCGGGAUUGGCAGGUUGGAGCCCGCCCCCUACAGCCCAGGCCUUGCGCCACUUGAUUUUGUGCUUUUCCCGGCCGUCAAAGCCCAGCUACGCGGAAUCCGAUUCGACGAUCUUGAGAGCCUACGUUGUCACGUGCAGACAAUUAUGUCUUAA
Molecule: messenger RNA, 696 nt
Organism: Mya arenaria
Lineage: Eukaryota; Metazoa; Mollusca; Bivalvia; Myida; Myidae
Product: protein GVQW3-like
Exons: 1
Coding region: 1-696 (231 amino acids)
Molecular function (GO): nucleic acid binding
Source: RefSeq, a predicted model, not a curated record